Messenger RNA from Leishmania major strain Friedlin, 2292 nucleotides. Its product is annotated as histone acetyltransferase-like protein. The transcript has a single exon. Gene Ontology annotation, biological process: tRNA wobble base 5-methoxycarbonylmethyl-2-thiouridinylation. Gene Ontology annotation, cellular component: nucleus; elongator holoenzyme complex; cytoplasm. NCBI's taxonomy places the organism in Eukaryota, Euglenozoa, Kinetoplastea, Trypanosomatida, Trypanosomatidae. The record is from RefSeq and is a predicted model, not a curated record. The coding region runs from base 1 to 2292 and encodes 763 amino acids. Gene Ontology annotation, molecular function: catalytic activity; iron-sulfur cluster binding.
AUGUCCUCUGAUAGUGACACGGAGGGUGAGGCGCCGUCGGGGACGCAGUCGCAUGCGCACUGGAACCGGAUCGAGCACAAGUUGGCUAAUCUGCCGACGCUGGAGCGGCUUAUGCAGGAGUCGGAUCCAAACGACUUCUCCAGCGCGGAUGUGGAGGAGGCGUCGCGAUUUGUGCGAGAUAUCGUGGCGACUGCGCCGCAGUGCAGCACAGACAUCGAGAAGGCUCAGCGUCAGCUUCAAAGGAAGUACCGUCGCGUGUUCAAGAAGUCACUGCUACUCGCGGGGUACAAGCACCUGCUGCGCGAGUCUAUGAAAGCGGCGAAUGACGUCAACACACUUGUACAGCCGCACCAGGAGAGCUGUGACUCUUCUGGUGCACUCACUGCUGCUGCUGCUGCUGCUGUUCUCCCGGACAUGGAAGACGCCGUAUCACCGCCGCCCCCGUCCGCGCCUGGGACUUUGCCGUCCCCCAGUCUGAAGACGUCUGUGGUGUGUCCAGUGCUGGAGCGCUACCUCGUGUUCAAGGCUCCGCGUAGUCAGUCCGGCGUGCUGGUCGUUACUGUGUUCACCUCCGCUUACCCGGACGGGCAGAACUUCAGCUGCCAGUGGAACUGUUAUUACUGCCCCAACGAGCCGGGUCAGCCACGCAGCUACUUGCUGAACGAGCCCGGCGUGCGGCGGGCGAAUCGCCUCGAGUUCGACCCGUACCGCCAGUUCGAAGAGCGCGUCCGCUCUCUUGUGGCGAUCGGGCACCCCGCCGAUAAAGUCGAGCUGCUGGUGCUGGGUGGCACCUGGGAGAGCUACCCGCACCCGUAUCGCGAGCGCUUCAUCCGCGACCUCUUCUACGCGGCCAACACCAUGUUUGAUCCCCCGCGCGCUCCGCGACGGCCACCGCUGGACCUGCUCCAGGAGCAGCUGCUGAAUGAGUCCGCGCAGUGCAAGAUCAUUGGAGUGACGCUGGAGACGCGGCCAGACACUAUCAACCCAGAGAUGCUCGUGGAGCUGCGUCGGUUCGGCUGCACUCGCGUGCAGCUUGGCGUGCAGCACACAGACGACGGCAUUCUCACCCUUGUGAAUCGCCAGUCUACCCGCGAGGACACCGCCAACGCCAUCAAGCUGUUGAAAGACAGCUGCUUCAAGGUCGACAUCCAUCUCAUGCCGGACCUGCCCGGGGCAAGCCCCACCGUCGACAAGGCCAUGUUCGAUGACGUACUCGACUCCCCGUAUCUCCAGGCGGACCAGUGGAAAAUCUACCCAUGCCAAACAACGCCGUUCUCUGUGAUUGAGCAGUGGUACAAGGACGGCAAGUACACACCCUACGGCCUGGAGAACUUGAUCGACGUGCUGCUCUAUGCGAAGGCGCGCGUGCACCCGUGGAUCCGCAUCAACCGCGUCAUCCGCGACAUUCCGGUGGACUACGUCCUUGCUGGCGUCGAGGUGGCAAACCUGCGUCAACUGCUCGCCCACAAGUUGCGAGAGCGCGGGGAGCGAUGCUGCUGCAUUCGGUGCCGUGAAAUCAAGGGGGACAGCGCAGUCACGGAGAAGCUGAAGUCGGCCACCCCGCAGGAGCGGCGCUACGAGGCAAGCGAAGGGACGGAGGUGUUUCUAUCGGUUGAGAUGCCGACGGACGACGCGACCAUCUUAGGCUUCCUGCGCCUGCGACUGAACAUCCGCAACUGGGAGACACCGUUUGCGGAGCUCCUGCCGUGCGCGCUGAUUCGCGAGCUGCACGUGUACGGCAAUCUCCUGCCCACCUACGUGGAGGAGGCGGGCCGUUCGCAUACACCGGCAGCCCAACACAGCGGCAUUGGCCAGCGCCUUCUGCAGCGAGCCGAGGCGAUCGCCAGGGAGGAAGGGUACAGCCAAAUCGCCGUCAUCAGCGGCGUAGGCGUCCGCGGGUAUUACAAGCGCCGCGGCUACCGACUCCUGGCUGCCCACCGUGGCUGCUUCCUCGUGAAGAACCUUGACGUGGGCGAUGGGUUGACUGGCGCGCCGACAACCGACCCCCAGGAUGAACCGCUCGAAUUUUCUCUUGAGCGCGAUGAGGCGCUGCUGCAGCGGGUGACGGCAAAUCGCACGGCGCCAGCCUCACCGAUCCCAGGUGGGGUACCGCCCCCCGGCGUAGUCACACUCGCUGCAGUGCGGACGCAGGCGGUUGCAUGGUACGGCCAGCUGCGCACCAGCGUUGCGCAGUGGUGGUCAGCGCGAAAGCGAUGCCGCGGGGAGGAAACCGAGUGGCAGCAGCGGAGCGACGAGGAGGGACGCGCUGAAGCAGCAGCGCGCACUCUGUAA